AUGACGUGUUAGGGUUAUGCGCCCUGUGAAAGUUUGUGGUUUGUUUACUUAAAAGUGUUUUCUUGUUUCUUGUUUUCUUUAACCUAAAUUUAAAAUGCAUCCGAACAGACGUAGAAAAAAACGUCCUAACUAUGGAAUAAGAACUGUGGAAGUUAUAAGAGGACCAAAUGGAUUUGGCUUUACAAUAUCCGGACAACAGCCUUGUAUUUUAUCAUGUAUUGUAAGUAAUUCUCCAGCUGAUCAAGCUGGCUUACGUGCAGGAGAUUUUUUAAUAUCCGUGAACGGGGUGUCUGUAUCAAAAAUAACACAUGACGCCGUUGUGGGGCUAAUAGGAAAUUGCGUGGGUCCUAUAAAGAUGACUAUUGCUGAAAACUAUUAUUCUGACAGUAGCGAUGAAGAAAUGGAUUGUGGGAGGAUGGUUAAUAGUCGAAAACCAAAAUAUAUGCAUAAACCUAGACAGCGAGUGCAUAAGGGAGAUCUAAGGAGAGCUGUAGUAGAAACUAGUGAAAAGAAUGUGAUAAAAAUGAGGGAAUGUUUUUCUAAGCAGCCAGUAAGUGAUUCUCGUUUAAAUACAAAUGUCUAUAAUGAAGAACCUAUUCAUGGUGUUUUAAAUAUUUCUAAUCCAUUACCUAUGGAAGACGAGGCCGGUCCAAUUGAAUACAAGGCAUUAGUGGGUUAUUUAGGCACUAUUGAAAUGCCAAAACAACUGUUACCUAGUUCACGAUUGCAGACAGUUUGUAGUUGUAUUCGUAAACUCAGACAAGAAAAAAGAACUCCCACUGCUGUGUUAAUGACAAUAUUACCUACUUGCCUAACUUUAAAAAAUGCUUCUAAUCAUAUACUCGCCAUAUAUCCUACUAACCGUGUUGUAUAUGUCGGAUCAACAGCUGACCGAGAAUCAAGAUAUUUUGGAUUAGUAACAAGCGCUGUUUGUGAUACUAGAAAUGAAAGUUUGCAAAAACGAUAUGGUGAGAAUAGUUAUCAACAGGAUGAGAAAAAAUUUAAUAAUGCCGAUAAUGGUGUUGAAAUUUCAAAUAGCUGCCAUGUAUUUGUUACUGAUCCAAAAAUUGUAGAUCACAGUAUACAUCAGAAAAAGGCAGAAAGUUUCAAAAUAACGUGUACAGCAGACCCAAUUACUGGAAACUGUUUAGAAUUCCCUCGAAAUGCACUGUAUAUAGUGAGUUUGGUUCAGAACAUGUAUAAAUUGCAAACUAACGAUGGUAAUCGAAACAAUGACAAUUUGGGGCCGCUGGUAGCUAAUUCUCCCCAACCUAGUGCUUCAAGCAAUUCAGAUUCAGGUAUAGGUUUCCGGGAUGACUGUGGCAAUAUUAGUGAUAGAAUUUUAGUUGUUGAAUUCCCAAUGCAUCGUCCAUUACCACUUUUAAAUAAUAGUAACAGACCCUCAGGCAUAGAUGCUGCGAAUACACCACUUGAAGGUUUGGAUAAUGUACCACUUAAUAAUGAUCAAGCACAAUUAAUCGAAUUAAAUAAUAUGCGUUCUCAAAAUAACUUAAUUUUAGAUAGACAAAAUAAUUUGUCAAAAAGUGAAAGUAACGAUAAAAAUGCCGACAUGAAACAAUUUAAUAAUUUGAAUAACAUUAGAGCCUGCGAAGGAGUUAGCAAAAAAAAUAUUGAAAAAAAUGAGAAUUUGGUAAAAGCCGACUAUACAUGCAAGCAAAAUAAUGAUAGUGACCAAUACACUGACUAUAGCAGAUUAACGUGUAGAGCUAUGCCAGAUGCAUGUGUAAAACUUCAAAGGGGAAUGUCUCCAACUAGUGUAUUAAGUUCUGAUGAUAAUACUCGCAAUGCAGAUGUAGAUACAGGGCAGAUAUACACUGAAAGGGCAGUUGACGUACCUGAUAAUAGCCCUAGCAAAAAGUCAUAUGAAUGUGUAUCUCUGCAUUCAGUAAAUGAUGAUCCUGAUUUUAAAGGCUCUGUAGAUAGCGUUUCCAUGCAUAGUUCGAAAAGUAUAGAGUUAGCGAAUUUGAUAAAUAUUUUUAAGGCACCCUUUGAAAGUAAAAGAAGUAAAAGACAGCUAAAAAUGGUGAGCAGUUGCGAUAAUUUAGACAAAUACAAUGAGAACAUUAUGAACUAUAAAUUAAGUCCAAAAGUUUAUGGUUUGUCUAAGCCAAAUUACAGCUGCGAGGAGUUAAAUAAUUUUGAUUCCGUGGAAAAAUAUGGAUAUGGCAGCCUGCAGGAUUUAUAUAGCUGGAAUGAUCAAAGCCAGACUAGAAGAAACAUUGCCCAAAGUGAACCAGAUGUGCGGAUUCCAAGGAAUGUGGGUGUCAAUUUGUGUGACCAGAAUGGCGUUGCGAAAUGCAGUAGCACGGAAGGACCGGCCGCUUGGGCCACCUCUUUUGAGAAAUUGCUGGAGGAUCCGGCAGGGCUGCACACUUUUGCUGAAUUUUUGAAAAAGGAAUUCAGCGCUGAAAAUAUAUACUUCUGGACAGCAUGUGAAAGGUAUCGUAAAUUGUCUCCUGGCAAUGAGAGAAUCGUUGAGGCUGAAAGAAUUUAUCAACGGCAUCUUAGUGUGGGCGCUCCAGAAGCAGUGAAUGUUGACGCACACGGUAGACAGUGUGCAGAGCAGUGUCUACAAGACCCAACUUGUACCUUAUUCGAUCAGGCUCAGAAACAAAUAUUCAAUUUAAUGAAAUUUGAUAGUUAUCCUAGAUUUUUGAAAUCGGAUAUUUACAAGCAAUGCUUGUCCGGUGAUAUAGAAAAACCUGCAUUAGACGCAGGCUUGAUGAUACACACACCUACAUCAACACCCUCUAAGUUAAAAAAAUCUCUUAGUAAUGCAGAGGACAGGAGGAGAAAAUCUUUAUUGCCGUGGCAUAGGAAGAACAGAUCAAAAUCUAAGGAUAGAGGGGAGAUUGAAUAUACACAAAAACGGAGCGACAUUAACGCCAGUAAUGAAAAUGUCGAUGACCAAAUAGGCAAAACUGGUAGGACUGAUUUACAUUCCAGCCAUUCUUCAUUAACUUCUCUGGAUCUUGCUAUUUUAAACCAGGAUGUGACUAAGGCAAGAUUAACAAACCUGGAUGAAUUGAAUAUGAAUGGAAAUAGGACACCUUUGUGUAAGGUACUUUUAAGUAAUGGCAGUACAACAGUUGUUCAAAUUAAAGAAUCUGAAACCAUUCAGCAACUCGUGACGCGGGUACUGGAUAAACGGGGCAUCGCAUAUUCAUCUUUUGAAGUGUUCACUAAUAAACAGCCAAAGCCGAUGGAUAUAAGUGAACCUUCCACUAAAUUAGCAGGCUGUGAAGUAACGGUAGAGCAAAGGGUCGUUUUUAAAUUGGACCUCCCCAACCGUAAAAUUAUUUCGGUUAAAUCGAAAUAUACCAAAAUUAUUGUGGACGUCUUAAGGCCCAUCCUACAUAAAUAUCAGUACAAUUUGGAGCAGGUUGUGGUGACCAAUAUGAACAGUGCUAUAGAUCUGCACCUCCCCGUUACUUCGAUAGAUGGAGCUCGACUUAAUGUGCAACUUCUUGAAGAUGUAAAACAUGAUAAAACUGGUACUGUGUUAAGAAUGAAUAAUAUUAAGUCGUCCAAGCUGGACGAGAUAACCAAUAAAGUAUUUGAGGGAAUCCUUCAAGAAAAAGCAGAUGCAGUGUCUUUUAAACCUACUAAAUCAGAUAAAGGAUCUGUUAAGAGUGAAGACUGGGGAUCUGAACACUCAUCUGGGAUUAUUGGAAAAUUCCUCCGUCGAGAUUCUGGUGUACAUGAUCGAAAAAAAAGACUAAUCGGACCCAAGUUUAAAGGAACUUCUCACAGUGGUAGCACCGAAGAUGUAGAAAAUGAGCAGAAUCAGAUUAAGAAGCCGUUAAUUGCCAAGUGGAAAGCUGGUGCUAAUAAACUUCAUGUUACUUGUAGCGAAAGCGACGAAUUGGUUGAGGGUUUAACGAGAGCCCAGAGGUGCCGUCUCGAAGAUCAGCGUGGUACAGAAAUAAAUUUUGAACUGCCGGAUUUUCUAAAAGAAAACGAACAUAACUUUCACAAACCAAUAAGAACAAACGAAACGGAAACUAAUAGCCGAUUCUACCUUGGCGAGACCAGGCUUCCUCUAAAAGUAGAACGGAAUCCCACGGCAGCUUCGGCGAAAAAAUUAGAACAGUCAAAUUACGAGAACAGGAAUGUUUUACUGGCGAAUGAGUCUUCUAGGAUAAAUAAUAAAUUGAUCUGUAACCAAAAUCAGCACUCUAGAAUGAACAGCUCGAGGGUGAUGUCGCCAUGUAAUUUAUCUUCCGAGGAAAGUUCAAAGUCAAAUCAGUCGACACCUUCGAAAUGUAGUAGUUUAGAAAAUACCGUUAUAGAAAACACAAAUGCCAAUAAGAACAAUGAUCCUCCUCCAUUACCACCUAAACCAAAAAUAGUUCCAAUCAAACCACCAAACUGGGGUCAAUUAAACGGCUUUCACAAGUCAAAGAACAUUUCAGUGCCCAAUGAUAGAAACCAAGGGAUGUUCUUAGAACAGCCCUCUAGCAGCUUUGUGUAAAGUAUUAGUGAAUAUUGUGCAAAUCGUUGUACAUUAAUAUAUUUUUUAUAAAUUGAAAUAUUAGCUUUAAAAUGGUAUUAAUAACUUAUUGGACUAUUUUAUUUUGUAUUUCUCAGAAAUAUUGUAUUAUUUAAUAAUAUAUUUUUUACGUUAA
This is a messenger RNA of Anoplophora glabripennis (Asian longhorned beetle), 4649 nucleotides long. RefSeq names its product regulator of G-protein signaling loco. Gene Ontology annotation, biological process: signal transduction. Gene Ontology annotation, molecular function: GTPase activator activity; protein binding. The record is from RefSeq and is a predicted model, not a curated record. The transcript has 8 exons. NCBI's taxonomy places the organism in Eukaryota, Metazoa, Arthropoda, Insecta, Coleoptera, Cerambycidae. Bases 95 to 4495 code for a protein of 1466 amino acids.